Candidozyma duobushaemuli is the source of this 1056-nucleotide messenger RNA. RefSeq lists its product as uncharacterized. The record is from RefSeq and is a predicted model, not a curated record. The coding region runs from base 1 to 1056 and encodes 351 amino acids. NCBI's taxonomy places the organism in Eukaryota, Fungi, Ascomycota, Pichiomycetes, Serinales, Metschnikowiaceae. The transcript has a single exon. Gene Ontology annotation, cellular component: cell periphery; cytosol. Gene Ontology annotation, molecular function: cysteine-type carboxypeptidase activity; K48-linked deubiquitinase activity; cysteine-type deubiquitinase activity. Gene Ontology annotation, biological process: protein K48-linked deubiquitination.
AUGGCUGAAGAGAUUACUUUCGCUGUGAAGCGGAUCUCAUGGUCUCAAUACGAACACGAAACUCCCAUUCUUCUCCAGGAGGCCAAUGGACCUUGCCCCUUGAUAGCGCUCGUGAACACGCUUCUUUUGCAAAACGAUGUUCUUCAGCGUGAAGCCGAUUUCAAUCCAAAGAGCAAAAGUGUGGGUGGAGCCGCACGUCAUACUGAAAGUAUAGGCAAAAUUAGGGCCCUUUUACACCGCCACCUUGAUCGAAACGUGCUGUUGAACGAGGUUUUGGCUUGUUUAGGCGAUGUCUUGCUUGAUGUAUACGACAAUCUGUCUGUCGUAAACCGGCUUUUGGAGAACCUUCCUCUUCUCCACACUGGUUUGAGCGUCAACCCCAAUGUCUACCGUGGCGGCUUCCCACGAGACUUGAGCUCUGAGAUUUUCAAAGCUUUUGGUCUCCAUUUUGUUCACGGCUGGCUCUGGGAUCCUGCGGUGGAUUCUCGAAAGGAGUACUUCGAACGUCUCCAGACAUUCGACGACAUUCAGGACUUUUUACUCCACCCAAACGAGGACCCUGCUGCUAAAGCAGAUAUUCAACGGUGGCUCGAUAGUCAUUCCACCCAGUUGACGGCUCAUGGACUCAAACAACUUGACGAGGAGAUCGCACCAGACUCCUUGGCAGUCUUCUUCCGCAACAAUCACUUCAUGACGAUCUACAAAGCUCACGACCAUGAUUUCUAUCUGCUUGUGACGGAUCUGUCUCUCCUGGGCAAGUGUGUCUGGCAGCUGAUGAUUCUGGUUUCAGGCAGCGAGGAUUUGUUCUUUGCUGGUAACUUUGUGCCGAUUCUGGAGAACUCAGACCUGGGGCAGUUCAAUCAUAAUGAGGAUUUGGACCUCGUGAGACAACUUCAGGAAGAGGAAGAUGCUGCAAUGGCUCAGCGGAUGCAAAAGAAGUACGAGAAACGUACACCAGCUCUCCCGAAAGAGAAGACAGAGAAGAAGGAGAAGCACGCCAAGAAUGACAAUCUGGAUGUGCCUAAGAAGAGCAAGCUUUCGUGUGUUGUGGUGUAG